UAUGAUUGUGAAUUAGAGAUGGUAAAAUUUAACUACGUAUUUUUACGUCUGCAGAAGACAGUCCCGGAAGUAAGAGUAAAAUUUAACUACGUAUUUUUACGUCUGCAGAAGACAGUCCCGGAAAGCAGCAACUCGGCACCGUCCUGGGUGCAGGAUGUGGUGAAGGAUGUGGAUGAGAGCUUCAUCAAGACGUUCCUGUCUGCUGUGGACAACAUCCAGAUUGAGAAAAACCUGUGGGAGUUGACCAAAGUACCACACAUGGCCACCACACGUGGAGACGAGCAGACGGUGCAGAUUAUGCUAAAGAGAUGGCAGGACCCUGAAACCGGUCUGGACCAGGCCUGGAGAGAGGAGUACAUGGUGUACCUGUCCUUCCCUGACCCCAAAAACCCCAAUAAAGUCACUGUAGUGAGCCCGUCUGAUACUGUGCUGCACACUGUCAGAGAAAAAGAGAAGCUUUCAGCAGACCAAAAUGACACCGAGGUGGUUCAGCCAUAUGCUGCAUACUCUCCUGCUGGACACCCAAAGGGGAAACUGGUUUAUGCCAAUCAGGGGAAACCCAGUGAUUAUAAGCUGUUGAACCAGACUGUGGAUCUCAGGGGAACCAUCGCUAUCACCAGAUAUGGUGGAGCAGGAAGAGCAGAUAAAGCCAUCAAUGCAGCACCCUAUGGCGUCAUUGGCGUGCUUGUCUACACAGACCCUUUGGACAUCAACGAUGGUCGGAUGUCAGAAACUGACACGUAUCCUCACUCCUGGUACAUGCCACCCUCAGGUGUGGAGAGAGGUUCCUUUACCAGUCAGUUUGGAGACUUACGCACACCCUACCUGGCUGCCAAAGAGGAAACCUACCGAAUUCCAGUGGAGAACAUUACAGGGAUCCCUCCCAUUCCAAUUCAGCCAAUUGGAUUUGAAGAUGCCUACAAAUUAAUCUGUGAACUGGGUGGAGAGGCAGCUCCAGCUGCAUGGCAGGGAGCAUUCAACUGUACCUACAACUUUGGUGGCCCGGGGUUCAAACAAACAUCUGUUUUCAACAACAGUGAUGUUAAGCUGGACAUCUUCAACUAUGAAAAGUUGAAGAACUCCUCAAAUGUGAUGGGAGUUAUCAGAGGGAGUGUUGAGCCAGACAGGUAUGUGAUCUAUGGGAACCACAGAGACAGCUGGGUUUAUGGUGCUAUCGACCCAAGCAGUGGGACAUCAGUCAUGCUGGAAUUGACCAGGGUGUUGGGCAUGAUGGUCAAGCAGGGCAAAUGGAGGCCUCGCAGGUCUAUUAUUUUUGGAAGCUGGGGAGCAGAGGAGUUCGGUCUUAUUGGAUCGACAGAAUACACAGAGCAAUACUACACCAAGCUCAGUGAACGCACCGUUGCUUACAUCAAUGUGGACAUAGCUGUUUUUGCCAAUGCCACCCUGAGAGCUUCAGGGAUGCCAUCAGUACAGAAUGUCAUCUUCACAGCAGCAAAACAGGUCAGUGCACCUGGACUGGACUCCAAGUCUGUGUAUGACAACUGGAUACAGUAUUCCAACAGGACAAGCCCAGCCCAUGGAAUCAUUCCUGGGGUGGGAUCUAUGACAGGUGCAGGAAGUGAUUACGCUGCCUUUGUGCAUUACCUGGGAAUCACUUCCAUUGAUAUUUCAUACACAUAUGACAGGAGUAAAACGAAUGCUCGAAUUUACCCUGCAUACCACACAGCAUAUGACUCCUUUGACUAUGCCUCAAAGUUCAUUGAUCCAGGGUUCUUCAGCCACCAGGCCGUUGCCAGGACAGCAGGCAACAUCUUGAUCCGACUGGCCGACAGCCUGGUGUUGCCAAUAAACUGCAGUGACUAUGCUGAGAGUCUGGAGGACUACCUCAAGACUGCAGUAGAUCUAUAUCAACAUCAGCUUCAAGCUAAGCAUAUAUCCAUGGAACCACUAAAACGUGCAGUGGCCAGCUUCCGCAGUGCAGCUGCUCAUUUGGACCAGGUGAUUCGCACUACAGACCUGGCAAAUGAAAUACCGCUGAAGGUCAGAGGGAUCAACGACCAGCUCAUGUUACUGGACCGAGCUUUCUUGGACCCUCUGGCUUUCCAAGAUAAAUAUGGAUACAGGCAUGUUUUGUGGGCCUCAAGCAGUGCCGGCAAGCCAACCUUCCCAGGUCUGGCUGAUGCCUAUGCCAACGCCCAGUCAUCAGACCAGGCUAGUGACUGGGACAAAGUGCACGAUCACCUGUCAGUCCUGAGCCAGGCCAUUGAGGGCGCUGCCCACACACUGGUUGAUGUCAUAUAGACAAAGAGGAGGACGGAGGAAGACGCUGAACUUGCUCAGGGAUUUUUUUUUUUUUUAAAGACAGCAAUCUGCUGCCAUGAUAUGACUAUUUAUAGGUAAAUUAAGUGAGGGUAUUUGGGAAUCAGCAAACAAAGACCAUCACCAAACAAUAACAUAAAUUAACUCUUCUAUCUUUGGCACAAGAUUAAAAUAUUUAUGUGUGAAGCACUUCAAUUUAUUUUUUUUUUACACAUACACCAACAGUCAAAAUUUGCUUUCACUUACACAGAUUAAAAGUUUAUAAUCUAAAUUUGAAACUUUUCUGCAGGUUACUAAUCUUUAUGGGAAACAUUUGAAAGGUCUAAUUUUUCUCAUUAUGACAGCUUUAGGAUAUUAAAAUUUAAAGGUCAAACACUGAACAUUUUGCUUCAACAAUCAAUUAGGGAGAAUGACGUGCUAGUUUUAAAAACAAUAGGUGUGUACCAAUACUAUGUCAUGUGACAGGAGCAUUAAGCAGCGGUACCUCCGAGCACUUUAUUACUGUAUGUGAUUAUAAGCAAGUAACAAAGCUACAAAGAUGUCAAAUUAUCUGUACCUAAUCUGCAGGUAAACAAACCUUUUAAAAUAUCUAUUUAAUAUGUCAAGGUCUUCAGUUGAAAGCAUUUCUCAAAAACAGAAAAUGCACCUCACCAAAAAUAUGCAUGUACUUUAAGGAGCUCAGUCGCAUGCAGUUGCAGGUUCAAGUACUACUAGACUUGGAUUUUGAGCUGCAAUUCCAGAAUCUGCCAACUGGGGUCAGAAAAGACUUAGAGACCGUCUUACAAGCCAGGUCAGGAUUUGGGAAGUGUUGCUUUCACAAAAGAGGAGUGUCAGUAGAGGCUAGAAACCUGGUCAAAUUAGCCAUUUUACAAAUUCACAUUAUGGGGAGAGAGAUGGGAAAAAACCAUUAAAACUCAUUCUUGUACUACAUGGGUUCGUCUCUUUGGCUUUGUUCAUGUUCAGGCUCUCCUGCCUUUCCUAUCUGCCUAGGCUGCAUAAAUGGCAAAUAAAAAUCUUGAUAGGUCUUGUAAACACAGGUCUCUCAGGGUCUGCUGGCUUUAUCCAGCCCCUUCCACUCUGUUUAACAUUUACAGCAUUAGGCACCCAUCAGAGCCCUUGGAGCCACUGUUGAAACAACUUAGGGGUAGCACUGGUGUGUAAAUGUGUGCUUGUAUAGGUUGGUGGCUGAGACACAUUGGUGGAUUGAUUGUUUUAAAAUGGUUAUUCUACCUUAAACAAGAUGGGUUCCUUUAGUUCUUAAAAUGUGGCUCAAGUGGAAUUUAAUGCCAUUUAGCUGCAUUUUCUGUGUUUACAAUAUGUAUUCAAAGCAAUAAGAGGAAAACUGCAUUUAGGGGAGAGAAACAGAAGAUGAGAUGAAGUAACUGCCAGGAACAUAAUGAACAUGCAGUGUGUAGUUGUAUAAUCAGCUGACAAAUAAAAUAAAUAGCAUUUAUAGUAAUAUGAGCUGUUUUUGUUAAAUUUUGUUUCUAUGUUUCUAUGUUACACAACAUAUACAGUAACCCCAUUAAGUAGAAGCCACUGAAUCUUCAGGAUCAAGCCAUAAUCCUUUUUCUUUUAUUUAUUUAAUCUCACCUUAAGCAAAUUCUUUUGACAUUUUGACCAGUGUAUUGCAGAUCUGACUGGCUGUUCUGCUGGUGAGAUAUACUGUAUAUACGUAUAUAGUUCCUCACUAUUUUUAGCUAGUGUAUUUACAGAGUAUAGAUUUUCUUUUUCAGCAGUGCCACACUUGACAUUCACAGCUUGACAUUAGCAUUUGCAGAACAACCAAAAACUGUCUGUUUCUGGCCACUGAGCAGUUUCAGUGGUGUAGUAAAAGAGGGGGGAACCACAUCAUAACUUCUCUCAAGCCUAUUUGCCUACAGUCUGUAAGAAUGCCAAUCUAAGUGAAUUUCUCUUUUUGUGACUAUUAUUCAGCUGCCUUCUUCGUUGUAUGUCAUUAUGUGCGGUCUCUAGUGACACGGCUCUGACAUUAUGACAAUUUGUUUUAACCAAAACAUCCAUUCACUACUAGAAAACACAAAUUAUUCUAGAUGUCUGUCAAAAACAGUAGACACAGGUGGCACUAGUCAGUCGCAGAGUUUAUUUUUUUUUAAAUAUACAUAGACAUUUAACCCCAUAUUAAAUACCCCACCACCCCUCCCUCCCUUCCUCCUCCCAUUUCACCUCUCACUCUCGGUUCUCUGCUUUCACCGUUCCCCCUCCAGAGAGAAAGCUCGUCCGGCUGGAAAACACACUCUACUUUGUGCAGCGUAUUGCUUAUUAAGACAUUUGCGAAAACAUAAAUUAAAAAUACUAAAGCUUCCCCCCCCUUUUCAUCUCCAAUGUCACACUGUUCUGCACAAAAUCUAAAAAAAUAAUUUUUAAAAAAAGAAAGCAGCACAGUGUCCCUCAGUCUGACUACAUUAAAUGAACUAGAUUCACAACAUGGUAUGACCGUCCUGGCUUGAAGUCUACACAGUGGUUUGCAUCAUAAAUGAAAUGGUAGGAAGAGAAAAUUCAUUCUUCAACAGAUGUCCUGAGUUUGGUCAAAUCAUGUUGGCAUGUGUGUGUG
Molecule: messenger RNA, 4852 nt
Organism: Monopterus albus (swamp eel)
Lineage: Eukaryota; Metazoa; Chordata; Actinopteri; Synbranchiformes; Synbranchidae
Gene: naaladl1
Product: N-acetylated alpha-linked acidic dipeptidase like 1
Exons: 20
Coding region: 19-2262 (747 amino acids)
Molecular function (GO): carboxypeptidase activity
Source: RefSeq, a predicted model, not a curated record